Molecule: messenger RNA, 711 nt
Organism: Erigeron canadensis
Lineage: Eukaryota; Viridiplantae; Streptophyta; Magnoliopsida; Asterales; Asteraceae
Exons: 1
Coding region: 1-711 (236 amino acids)
Source: RefSeq, a predicted model, not a curated record
AUGAAAGGCGAGUUGGGGAUGGGAACGAAUAUCAAAUUUUGGAUUGAUAUAUGGGAUAAGAAGGUUUGUGCAGCUGAUCGGUUUAAUCAGGAGGAGAUGGCUUUUAAUGGGUCUUGGAAUUGGACCAGAUCUCCGUACACUUCGGAGGAACUGUGUGAGCUUUCGAGCCUAGUAAACCUGCUGGAUGGUACGGGUCUGUCGAACAUGCAAGAUAAAUGGGUGUGGAUGGGCGCCAAAGACAAGGUGAUGUCGGUUAGCAUUGUAAAGGACCUGAUCAUAAGUAACAGAGAUUUCACUGACAGGUAUGUUUUCGAUUGGUGUAAAUGGGUUCCAAAAAAAUGUAACGUUUUUAUGUGGAGAGCUGUUAUGGAUCGGAUACCUACAUCGACUGCUCUGCAAGCAAGAAACUGCUUUUUUGAUAAUCCGGAAUGUGUUUUCUGUGGGGAAGGAAUUGAGAAAGUCGAGCAUAUUUUCUAUGAGUGCAUAAUAGCGGCUAGAGUGUGGCAAUAUAUAAGUGAUUGGUGUAAGUCUCCUCCUUUCUUUAUUUUCUCUGUCAAAGACCUUUUGAAAUAUCAUGAAAUUAAGGGGAAAAGCAAACUUGAAAAGAUGGUCAUCAAGGGUAUUAUAAUGACAAGCUGCUGGAGUAUUUGGAAAGCGAGAAACGAGAUCAAGUUUGAAAUGAUUAAGCGCGAUGCGACUGGAAUAAUUUAA